Molecule: messenger RNA, 2706 nt
Organism: Gregarina niphandrodes
Lineage: Eukaryota; Apicomplexa; Conoidasida; Eugregarinorida; Gregarinidae
Exons: 1
Coding region: 1-2706 (901 amino acids)
Source: RefSeq, a predicted model, not a curated record
AUGAAGACUACUAAGAGCCGAGGUGUCGGGCUCCCGUUUCCGGUCCAUGUGUUCCUGACUGGUUUCGUGGGGCCCUCUUGUGACUCCCCGUCGCUUUCCUGUGGCGUCCCCGAACGGGGUAGGGGACCGGUGGGUAUUGCUGACAAAUCCUUCCGUGACAGCACAACCGUUGCCGAUGGCGGCCUGCUGAGAAUUCAAGAAGUUGUUGAUGACAUUGUACGAGAUUAUUUCGACCAACGGAUUGAAGCGCAGGAAAAGACUCCGAGCAGUGUAGACGCCCUUCAAAGCGCGAAGAUUAUAGGUCGCCUUGAAGGGCGCAUUCUGCGUCCAGCGAGACUUGCAUCGAGAAUGGCCUUCGGUGAAUCUGAAACGCGUCGGUGCACGGCGUGGCGCUGGGCCUCAGCGGCUGGAGAGCUGUGCGACCGACUGGACCGCAGAAUAAUGCAGGGACUGCUCAAGAAGUGCACACGCUUUGUGAGUCGGCCCACAGGAAUGACCGACCAGUGGUAUUUGGCGAAGAUCCUCCAAAGAGGUGUGCGUCCGGACAGUAUCGAGACCUUGAUGAAGCGUGUCGGAGUUAAACUCGACCAAAGUUAUAAGUGUGGCCUGCUCCUUCACGAUAUGGUGAUGCAACGCCACUUCGUUAGGUUCCCGACAACGACUGAAGCAGACCGUAAGGUCAUAUUUUCUGUUUCCCGAAUUGCUCACUGGUUAUUAAAGACGAAGAAUAAGGAAGGGCGGUUUUAUGGCAUUAUAGGAACGUCACAAGAGGGCAAGAAGCAGUGGCUACGCACCGACAAUACCUCUAUUAAGAUGGCACAAUAUCUUCGCCACAUGUGGGGUUUGAAGCGAUUUCUGAAAAUGGCCGAACUUGUUAAGGAGCUGCUUCCAGUUGAGGGUGCUACUUCCCUGACAAACACGUGCUUCUUCGAGCGCUUUCUCGGAGCCGUCGCCAGGAGUUGUGCUGCCGAGUUCAGAGCGUUAUGUUCGUUGAUAGGAUUUGCAACGGUAGAUGGGAGGACUCUGGCAGAUCAAGGUCUAGCCGGGCCCGAAAUGCAUACCACGAAUCCCUUGUCCACGAAUCCCUUGGGGGUGUCCGCAGUUAAAGAGCGCCGUGCCCGACACGUGGCAGAUACCCAUCAGAUGUGCCGACCUGAGGUAGCUGCUAAUCCGAUAGGUGGAGCACAGCCGUGUUCGAAGACGCAGCGACAUUCGAAGACGCUUCUGGUGGCGCCUGCGAGGCUCAGCCAUUCCGUCUUAGCACUAGGGGGGUUAACUACAGUCUCUCUGGACCAGCAGGCGGGACCGUCGUUCCGUGGCGUCAGCAACAGGACGGUUAGUAACGUUCCGUCGGUUAGUGACAUUCCAUCAGGGGCUACAGUUGGAGAGCCUGUGGAUGCCCGUGUGGAAGAAGUUCAAAAUUUUAUUGCUGACUUGAUACAAGGGUUCAGAAACAAAGUCGGUGAGUCGUCACUAGGAAAGAAGACCGAAGGUUAUACAAGAGCACUUGAGAGUCUUUUGCGCAUCCUUGAACGGACAGCUUCCAAGGGGAAGAUGCUUGCCACGCGUUUGAGUUCCAAAACUGGAUGGCGGAGAGCUAAACUUGCGGGAGACCUAUAUGAACAGGUAGAUCACAAAAGACUAAUGGCGCUCUUUGAAAUGUGCACGACCAUAGUGCCUCGACCCGCUGGAAUGAGCGAACAAUGGUAUCUCUCUAAGAUCAUUCAGAAAUUAAUGCCAGGUGCGAGUGUGGGUUCCUUUUGUGAAAAGUAUGGAAUUGACCAUCAUGUCCAUCCUAAAUUUUCAAAAUUCAUGUUCAACUUGGAUGGCAUCGUGAUGGAACGUCACUUCUGUGGACUGCCGGAAACGAACGGAAAUAGCAAGCUGAUAAUUUGGUCGGUUUGUCAGGUUAUGUCUUGGCUACUUAAGACAAGACUGCGCGAACCCUAUUUUAAGCUCAUCGCGGAGAAAGACUACUGGAACGGUGGUAUCAGCACUGAAACUAUUGAACUGACUGCAUUUCUAUUCAGGCUCUGGGGUCCCGAACGCUUUAGGAAUGUAGCUAAAUUUGCUAGGACACUGCUUCCCGUAACUGCCAAGGAAAUCUCAGAUGCAUGUUUCUUGGGCUGCUUCUUACGUGGUGUUUUGGGCUCGUGUCCAAAGCACUAUCGCGUGCUCUGUAGCACGGCUGGCUUUUCCUUCACCGAAAAAAGGACACAGAAGCGAUUCGAAGAGGAAGGCCCCGAGUUCUUCGGACACCUGCCACCCAAUUGGGAAACCAUUACGACCAAGGACCUCAAGGCUCUGGAUAUGGAGUCACAUCCCGAUGUGCUCUCGCAGCACGUAACCGAUUUCGAAACAGCUUCAUACGCCCCUCAUCUCGAUUACCGCGUCGAGCUACCUCCGGUAGCUGCCGAUCUGGCAACUGUCGGUCCCGUAGUGUGCACGCCAGCAGCUCCGGUGACACCUUUUGUGGCACUUCCGGGGACGCGCGCGAUGGUCGGUCAUUCCAUUGUAACAUUGUCAGAAAUUUCGCACGAAGCAGCGUCUCGCUCAGCCAUGCAUUAUGCAGCGGCCCUUCGCGAGUGGGGCUCACAAGAGGUGGAGAAGGCGCUCUGUGCCUCAUACGCCGAUCUGGGUCUGCGGAAACGACACGGCGUCGAGGACACUGAGUGUCCUGAAGAGAAGAGGGGCAAAUCUUCGUAA